AUGCCUAUCCCGAAGGGUAUUCACAUCUCGCGUAUUGCUGGCACUGCCAUCAAGAGCUUCUCCCACGGCUACGCCCAGACCGUCGUCGCCGCUUCCCAGUCUUCCUACGCUGCCCAGAAUGCAUCUGCAGCAGACCUCCCGCUCGCGGACACCUUGAUUGGUCGUUUCCGGAAGAGUGAGAAGAAUCGCAUCAAGAAUGUAUACAACCAUGUCGAGAGCACACGAAAGGCCAGCACGGCCGCAGUUUCUGGUAGCCGACCAGAGUCUAGCCAGCAGGAUGUUGGUUUAGACAAAUACUUCGAUGCUUGGCAGAAGAAUCAGCGCAAUGGAACGAGCGCGAAGGAUUGGCAGCAAUUCCAGUUUGCGCGCAGAAUAGAGUGGCAGCCACCUUCGGUUGUUCCAACACAUACCCAGGAGGCCUCCGACGCAGUGGGCAUUGAAGAGAGCAAUGAUGAGACGUUCCGUGCUCCUAGCCUCAAGCGCUCUUACACGACCAGCGCCAUCGAUACCUUUGGACAAGCAUUCGACACCGAAGCCCAGGAAGCCGUUGCCCUUGAGCUGGUGAACAACGCGAUCGCCGAUGAGAUCUCGAAGGCCAAAGAGGAGUCUGAUGAUGGUCUCACUAUUCGAGCCAAGUCGCCAUCCGCGAGCUCCCAGCUGGCAGAGUCGUUCGAGUUCUACCCGCAAUCCAACAGUCCAGCUUCGGUCUUUUCGCCUGCCGACAGUUGCUCGAGUGCCGAAUCGCUAGAGAGUGACUACUACACCGAACAGCUUGUGCAGCUGGCAGAGAACAAGCGAUAUGCAGACAUUCCGGCCGUCUUCCAGGGCAUGUUGCGCGCUGGCGUGCAGAAGCCAUCGCAAGCUGCAUACCGUGCGUUGCUCAAUUCAGCCAUUGAGCUUACUCAUGGCAAGCAUCAGAAGACCCCGAGAGCGCUCGAAGUCUACUCGGACAUGCUUAGGCGGAGAGUCGCCCCUGACGCCAUCACAUAUGCUAUGUUGAUUGAGCUUCUCGCUGCCAGAGCAUCAGAAUCGGUUGCCAUGCGCAAGGAUCUGGAGCAGCGUCUCACUCGCUAUGGAGGUAUUGACCAGCCUGGCAAGUUCAUGUUCCGAUCAAGCCAGUCCGAGGCCGCCAUCGUUGCCGAAGACAGCUCGUUGUCGAUUGCCCUGAAGAUGUUCGACAGAGCAACAGAGACAAGCUCCAAGCCACUCUCCAGUGAGGCAUGUGCUUGUUUGGUCAUUGCUAGCGCCGAGCAAGGUCGCGUGGACGAUAUGAACCGUGUAUACCAGUACAUGGAGGCACAGUCACUUGAGCCACUCUCAACAAUCUAUGCCCCCAUGAUCACCGCAUACGGCAUGAACGGCGACCUGCGCAAAGCUGUUGAGACCUACGACGAGUACAAGAACCUGGCCGUUGCCAACAACGCUGGCGAAAACUCCAUCAACAGAGUUGACAACUUCGUGUACGCUGCACUCAUCAAAGCUUACGGUACAGCAGAUAGACUCAAGGGUGGCCUCAAAUUCUUGGCAAGUAUACAGGCUGGCGUUGAGAGCUCUAGCGAACUUGAUGACCUGCGCGAGACAGUCGCCCUCGAAGCCCUGCUUCCCUUGGCCCUCAAGCACACUACUUUCCGCGACGCUCUGGAGUUGACCAAGUCCCUGACAGGGCGUGCGUACACUUCAGCGCUGUCUGCAAUUGCUUCUGCUGCGGCCGACAGGAAUCUCCCGGACAUCAGUACCCAGGCUUUCGAUACCCUCACUGGACACACCAAGGACCUGGUCGAACCAAGCAUGGCUUUGCUUGCUAUGCACGUUCGUAAUGCAAACGUGGAAGCAGCUGAACCUUUCUGGAGAAUCCUUGAAAACGCUUCUGUAAAUCUCUCCUUCAUCGAGCCUACAACGAUGCGCACCAUUGCGUUGAUCGGCAUUGGACAAGCAGAGCUUGGCUUGAGGAACAGCAGGCGCAUGUUCGCACGGAUCCGCGAGACACAGUCGGAGAGCCGCCAAGCCGAGAGCAACGAUCACAUUGAUGAAGCUAUCGAGCUUAUCGGCUCUUUCAUGCUGAAGAGUCAGGCGAUGCUCCCGCCUGAAGCAAACUUGGAAGCACUCCGCAUGAUGACUGAGAAUGGCACAUUCGUCGCGCCGAUCGCGGAACAUCUUGUGGCGCGCUUCGGUCCUGAGCACAUCGCACGACUGAAUCAGGCUGACCUCGAUUAUCUUCUGCGUUUACAGAGCAGCAUGAUCCUUGAGGAGUCAUCUGCCGACAUCGCUGGACCUGCUCGCUUCGGCUGCCUCUUGGAGAACAUUGUUUCCCGCUCUGCUAUGCCUUCUGCUGAGACCGAGACACUUAUCGAGAAGACCCUCAUCAAUAUCGAUCGUGCGGAACUGUCAAGACUUUGGAACAACUACCGUUACCCGACCACGCCGGCACUAUUCCAGCCGUCACCAUUUACGCCAGUAGUGCCGUUCCAAGCGCCGACAUCCUCCGAGGACACCUAUGACCCCUAUGCUAAGCGCACGGAUGUCAAGGGUUCCAACGCUAUCAAUGAACUUCUCGAACGUCCACAUGGUCGCCGUAUGAACGAGGCUCUUACUAAGUUCCGCAACAUGCGCCGUAUUGGUCGGGCACCGCGAAUGUUCACCUACGGUAAACUCAUCGAAGCCGCGGCCAAGGAGAACAACCUCAACCUCUGUCAUGACGUUCUUGAAAUGGCAAAGCAAGAUGUUCCUUUCGAUGCUCGAUACCGCGUCGUCCGAUUUGGAUGGCAACAGAUCCUCGACCACAUGGUUGCUGGCUGCCUCCACCUUCAUCGACGAGACCUCGCUGCGAAGUACCACCAGGACAUGCUCGACAUGGGUUUCGCACCUUCCGCCAACACUUUCGGAUUGUACAUCACGACGCUGAAGGAGAACACCAAGACAUUCGAUGAGGCCACAGAGGCCGUCAAGAUCUUCCUGCGUGCGAAGGCUGAAGGUGUCGAACCAUCAUCCUUCCUCUACAACGCUCUAAUCGGCAAACUUGGCAAGGCUCGACGCAUUGACGACUGUCUCUUCUACUUCGCUGAGAUGCGCAACCUCCGUGUUGCUCCAACUUCAGUUACCUACGGCACUAUCGUCAACGCCCUUUGCCGUGUGUCCGAUGAGAAGUUCGCAGAAGAGAUCUUCGAGGAGAUGGAAGCUUGCGACAAUUACAAGCCACGUCCAGCUCCUUACCAUUCUCUGAUGCAGUUCUUCCUGACCACUAAGCGCGAUCGCAGCAAGGUCCUUGCCUACUACGAGCGCAUGCGCAGCAAGAAUAUUGUGCCUACUGUCCACACGUUCAAGCUGUUGAUCGACACCCACGCAACCCUCGAGCCAGUGAACAUGCCAGCCGCCGAAGCUGUCCUCGAAGACAUGAAGGCGAGUGGCAUCCAGCCCGAAGCCGUUCACUACGCUUCCUUGAUCCAUGCUAACGGCUGCGUCUUGCACGACGUUGAGGCUGCUCGCGCGCUCUUUGACAAAGUCAUCGCCGAGGGCCAAAUCAGACCACAGCCAAACAUGUAUCAGGCACUUUUUGAGAGCUUGAACGCCAAUCACCGAUCUUCCGAGUGCGAGCCACUUCUCCAGGAUAUGGCCGCUCGCGGUGUCGACUUCACACCUUACAUUGCCAACGCUCUCAUCCACGGCUGGACCUUGGAGAAGAACGUUUCCAAGGCCAAGGAGGCUUUCCAGCGCGUGCCCAUGUCUCGUCGCGAGCCCAGCACAUAUGAGGCUAUGGUUCGCGCCUACCUCGCUGCGGAGGACCGUGAUGCUGCGAAAGGCGUCGUCCGCGAAGCUCUCAGCCGCGGAUACCCCAGCGCUGUCGCGGGCAAGAUCGCGGAGCUGGUUCGCUGA
This is a messenger RNA of Fulvia fulva, 3870 nucleotides long. RefSeq names its product Pentatricopeptide repeat-containing protein 5, mitochondrial. NCBI's taxonomy places the organism in Eukaryota, Fungi, Ascomycota, Dothideomycetes, Mycosphaerellales, Mycosphaerellaceae. Bases 1 to 3870 code for a protein of 1289 amino acids. The transcript has a single exon. Gene Ontology annotation, molecular function: protein binding. The record is from RefSeq and is a predicted model, not a curated record.